AUGAUCUAUGGGUAUGAGUCGCAAUGGAAAGGUCCAGAGAGUUUGACGGUUACCAUCACAAAUAUCGCCCACAGUUUCGUAACAAGACUCAUUGCGCAGCGUGAGCACUCGGGCAAGCGUCCCAUGAUUUUUGUCGCCCACUGCUUUGGCGGAAUCGUGCUUAUCAAGGCUAUGAAUAUCUUGAAAGACAAGCAUUCGGAUGUGUUGAAAGCCGUCGCUGGCUUGGUCUUCUUCGGCACCCCAUUUCGUGGAGUAAAUGGUGCGAUGAGUAAUGGCCAACUCGUGGAGCGUGCGAGACAACAGGACGGGCAAGAAGUGCGACCGGAAAUACUCAACGUCCUCAAGGAGGAUGAUGGAUAUCUACAGGAUAUACUGCAGCAAUUUAUAAAUCUUUCAAGAGCAGGUGCAUGGUCACCGGUAAUAUGCUGCUACACAGAGAUGAAACCUGCGAGCGUUUGGAGGAUUGUCGAUGAUCGACAUGCGGCAAAGGAGAUUGUCGUCAAAGAAUCUUCAGCGAGACUCGACAUUGCUGAUAUUUGGCACGCACUGCCGCAUGAUCAUUUCAGCAUGAACAAGUUUGUCGACUGUACGGAUCAAAACUAUCUGGAAGUUGCAGGCGCAAUACUUACAAUCGCUCGCGGAUGUACCAAACGAAAAAGCUCCUGGAUGCCGCAAACUACAGCGACUACAUCGAGACCGCACAUUGCCCCAGCCCCAUCGCCCAUUCCGGCUCGAUCAUCCGGCUCUGAGAUAGGGUCGAUGAGCCUCAGUGAACCAAGGCGGCCGAGCUCUCCACGGCGACCUAGUGUCUUUGCCUGGCACAUCGAACAGACCAUACCGCGCUUCACAAUGGACAAUUCAGUGCAGAAGAUCGAUUUGAAGUGCAAGAAAGCCGGAGUGAAGUCAGCUUUCGCCUGUGGAGUAUCAUCCGAUGCCCGUCGGGUAUUUUGCCUUGACGAAGAGAAACUGGCGAUCUAUACCAUUGACGCGAUUGGCAGAGGAAGUGUGCUAUGCAGCUCGCCACCAAAACCUCCCAGAUGGAAAUAUCAUUCUGCCAAGAUGACUGCCUCCUUUUUGGUCGCUACCUACACAAGCCUUGAGAGAAGCUACUGUCGAGUAUUUCGGGUCCCUGAGAAGCCUGACGCAUCGCCCGAAUGUUUUAGAUGCGAACUUGACGAAGAAACAAGUGCCGAUUCGCAAUUCCAAUGUGUCGCGUUACAUCAGUCGUCAAGUUUUGUGCUUGUCGCUCUGGCAGAACAUGGCGUGACCGGUGCAGCAUCCGCGUCACGGAUCCAUCUCUACAAAAUCUUCCCAUAUGCAACAUACCAGCCAACCCAACAUGAAGUAAUCCCGCUGGAUGAAGUACAAGAUGAAGACGAUGGUGAAAGUUCCGCCCCACAAGCGCUACACGGACGUGCUAAGUUCCUUACGUUUUCACCAGAUGGUUCAUUUCUGUUCUGCUGCACCGGUGUUUACAAGCAAAUCGCGAAUAGUCUUACAGUAUGGCAAAUCACACACGACCUGAAUCGUUUCGUAGCUCAAUUUGUUUGCGACAAAAUCCAUCGCUACACGAAAGAGAGGAGUGUCUUAGGGAUCACCUCAGCAGCGUGCUGGCAGAGCGCCAGCACUCACCCCUACAUGUUCGUGACUACCAGCCCCAGCUCCCAACGCAAAUACAACAAAGGGGAAUGGUCCUUCAUUGCACCGAUCGGCCAGCCGUUGCCGACUAACAAAGACGACGCCAUGCACUGUCUAUACAAAGCGCAGCACGUCCAAUACAACAGCAUCAUGUGUAGUGCCAUCGCAUCCAGUGGCAAUGCAAUCGCCUUCAUCUCGCAGACUGGAAAGGUCUGUGUGGCGCCUCUACUCGCACUCACCAAAGGCGGUAUUGGCACGCCCGACGGUCUGCCCAUGGAGCUCGAGCGUAGCCUGCGGACUCUUGAGAGACCGGAAGAAGCCGACCUGCGAUUCAGCGAGGACGAUGGUCGUCUGAUUGCUGUGGACACCAAGGGCAAGCUUCUGAUCGCCCACUUUGGUGGGCGAUAA
Dissoconium aciculare CBS 342.82 is the source of this 2046-nucleotide messenger RNA. RefSeq lists its product as uncharacterized. The record is from RefSeq and is a predicted model, not a curated record. The coding region runs from base 1 to 2046 and encodes 681 amino acids. NCBI's taxonomy places the organism in Eukaryota, Fungi, Ascomycota, Dothideomycetes, Mycosphaerellales, Dissoconiaceae. The transcript is spliced from 4 exons.